Molecule: messenger RNA, 2088 nt
Organism: Aspergillus homomorphus CBS 101889
Lineage: Eukaryota; Fungi; Ascomycota; Eurotiomycetes; Eurotiales; Aspergillaceae
Gene: steA
Product: sexual development transcription factor SteA
Exons: 5
Coding region: 1-2088 (695 amino acids)
Biological process (GO): sexual reproduction; regulation of DNA-templated transcription
Cellular component (GO): nucleus; Tec1p-Ste12p-Dig1p complex; Ste12p-Dig1p-Dig2p complex
Molecular function (GO): DNA-binding transcription factor activity
Source: RefSeq, a predicted model, not a curated record
AUGUAUCCCCAACAUGGUGCCGCCAUGGCGCCUCCUCAGAAACCGGAGACGUUCAUGCUCUCCAACGAGGCUCAGCAAAGCCUGCCCCAUGAUGCGCAAGUCGCACUGCAGCAGGUCGACAAUCUGAAAUAUUUCCUUCUCUCGGCGCCUGUCGACUGGCAUACGGAUCAACUUAUCCGCAGAUUUCUGCUCCCGACCGGCGACUACAUCUCGUGUGUUCUCUGGAACAACCUUUUUCACAUCUCGGGUACCGAUAUCGUGAGAUGUUUGGCCUUUCGAUUCCAAGCCUUCGGCCGCCCCGUCAAGAACUCGAAGAAGUUCGAGGAGGGUAUCUUCUCGGACUUGCGAAACCUCAAGGCCGGAACUGAUGCCACCCUAGAAGAACCGAAAAGCCCAUUCCUCGACUUUCUCUACAAGAAUAACUGUAUUCGCACUCAGAAGAAGCAAAAGGUGUUCUACUGGUACAGCGUGCCCCACGAUCGCCUUUUCCUCGAUGCGUUGGAGCGUGAUUUGAAGCGGGAGAAGAUGGGCCAGGAGGCGACCACGGUGGCAGUCAGCGAGCCUGCUCUGUCUUUCGAGUUUGAUUCAUCGCAGUCAUUGUAUGAACAGCUCACUAAGGCGCAACAAGCGAAUUCAUCAUCGUUCGCUGCUCACGCAAGUACGACAUAUGGCCAACCUGCAUCCCCAGUGGUUCGGACCGUUGACGCUAUGCCUCCUCCUCAGAUGGCUCCCCAAAUGGCUCCCCCGGCGCUACCGCUUCUCCCGGACGAGUCCGGCAACCCGGCGAUGUACAAUCCGAUUCCCAUGCCUACGACUCUAGCCCAAAACGUUAUUAAGCGUGAAGCCGAUUACGGGCAGAUCCAGUACGAUCGCAAUGGAAUGCCGAUUGCUCGUAUCCACCAACGCCAUGCCUCAAUGCCAACCUUCGUCGAAUACUCCCCAGCUCCCUCCUUCGUGUCCUCGCAGUAUGAGGAUUAUUCCAACCGGGGUCUAUCGUUUGAACCAGUCACGCCCCCGCAACACGGUCACCUGGGCGCUGAGCCAGCCUACAUCGCUAACGAAGAUACCGGUCUUUACACUGCUAUCCCGGACAUCUCCGCAGCACCUUUCAACCCGAUGAUGCAGCUCCCUCCUUCCAAUUUCACAAGUGGUCAUUUCCCGACCCCGGCCAGAUCCUUCCCCUCCAAUGUCUAUUCCAUGCUAGAGGGUUCACCGACGUACAAGCAGCGUCGGCGUCGGUCUUCUAUCCCCCCGGGCGUCACCAGUGCCGCCGCAACCAUGCACCCGCAGGUAACAGGUCCACAACCACAGGCUGUCGCGUAUGCCGCUCACCGGCCAAGUGACCUUCGGCGGUCUGUAUCGAGCUCGGUGGCUCCGAUCCCGGAGGCGGAUGAUUCGCACCACGACCUUCAGCGUCCCGUCAAUGGAUACCGUGCAGCAGUUCUUCCCCAGAAGAAUUUGUUGCAUGAAAUGUCCCGCCACAGCACUCCCUUGUCGAGCUUGGAUGAGAAUCCUGAGCAGCAUGUCAUGCAUCCUACAAAUCCUCCGGAUGAACUCGCUCCUCUCCCCGACGGGGAGGCGCUUGACGUCCCUGCACAACACAGUGCGGGGAGCAAAGUUGAGCGAUAUGCCCCUGGACCUGUUCGCCGGGCCCGAAGCGCUACCAUGAUGGAACUCGGCCCUUAUCCACAAAAAUCUCACUCCUGUCCGAUCCCAUCGUGUGGGCGGUUGUUCAAGAGGUUAGAACACCUGAAACGGCAUGUGAGGACUCACACUCAAGAGCGACCUUAUCCUUGUCCCUACUGCAACAAGGCAUUUUCACGGUCGGAUAACCUUGCACAACACCGUCGUAUUCACGAGGCGCAACAAGAUGGCCAGCCACCAGUCUCCGUGCCAGAUGAUGACCUGGAAAAUGAGGAGAGCGGAUUCGGUUCCCAAGACGAGGGAUCCUCGCCGUCCGACUCGAUGUCCAGUGCCAUCAUCCCUAGCGUGACUACAAUGCCAUCUGCAAUGACCUUACCGACUGCUAUGCCCACCAUGAUGGCACCUCAUAUGAUCGCCCCUCAGCUCUUGCAACAGCACAUCUGA